UUGCGGUUGGAGCGUCGUGUCGUGGUGAACCUUCGUCUGCGUCGUCGUUGUAACACGUUGAUUAUCGGUUGAAGGGUUUUUGCGGUUUUUGUUCCAGAAUUGGGGUUACAGUGAGUGUGAUUUGAAGGACUAUGGAGUGAAGAUUUGGCAAAUAAGGACUGUUAUACUGUGGCCAGUGGUGAAGUUCGGUGAUACUCCAAUGGGUAGAGAUGAACAGCGCAAUUCCGUCAUCAUGCAUGGAUCGAUACAUCAAUCGAUAUAUAGGGCCACCGCAUCCGGUUCAGCAGCCGCAGCAGCAGCAACAUCCGCAUCAGCAGCAGUUGCUUAGCCAGAACGGGUUCUACCCGCAUCAGCAACUCUUGCAGCAACAGCAGCAGCAACAACAACAACAACAACAUCAGCAACAGGUCGUCCAGCAGCAGCAUCAACAGUUGUCCCAGGGACAUGGACCUCCGCCGCACAAUUUCAUGGUCGGAUGUUACAACAACGCGAGCGGUUGGACGGGAGUCCCGUUGAUAUCGACCGCAGCGCGUAGACCUCGGAAGUUUCCGCCGGUCAUCAACGGCGGCGGCCAGCAGAAUGGUCACUACCAACCGAACAGCAAGCUGGACUUUGACGAAAAUGCCAUGUCCAGGCUGGCGCUGCAUGCCCACGGGGCCCCGCUGAUCCUGGCCAACAAUCGGUACAACCGAUCCAACAGCAAACCCGGUCCCAACAAACCCAACAAAGUGCCUUCGAAUCACGCGCCAAGUCGCGAUGAUCACCUGCAGCACCAUCUGAAGAUGGUCCAAGCGAUGGGACAGCAACAACAACAGCAGCAACACCAACAGUUGUCCCACCCCAACGAUGCCCACUCGGUGGCCAGUGACGAGAGCGGUCCCAACUCGGGAACCACCAACUCCUCGGCGUCCUCAUCGUCCUCCUCGGACACCUGUCUGCCGCGGAUCAUCAAACCGCGCAAACGAAGAAAGAAGGACCGGAAACCCGCGCCACAAACCGGAUCUACCCCGUCUUCAGAACCAACCCAGACUUCGACGAACUCGUCGACCCCCCAGCAUGCAGCCGUGAACCAGCUUCUGCUGGACGAAACCACGCGUGACUUCCUGCACGAGAUCGCCCUUAUGGCGAACGCCGGAACGUUCGACUUUUCCGGACUCAUCCGCGAGCAGCAGCAGCAGCAACAGCAACACCAACAACCCGUUCAAGCCCAGCAACCCCCUCAACAGCAACACUUCAGCAGCAGCAACAGCGACUCGAGCGACUCGGGUAUCAACAACCUGGCCUGCUCGUGCCGAUUGUGCGAUCCGUUCUGCAAGAUCUGGGCGUUCCCGCUGCGGCGGUCCUGCUCGGACAACAGCGCCGAAAUCGAGCUGAACCGGGCCAAGGACGUGGGCGUGAUCGGCAGCAACCGGAGCAACUCGUUCCGUAGCGAGUGGCGCAGCUCGCCGCACUCGUUGGAGCAGCAGCAGCAGGAUCUUGGCGGUUCCGGAAGUCGGAAAGGCAGCUUCAGCGAUUCCGGCGAUUCCGGCUGUGACCUGCUGAGCGGGUUGACGUUCUGCUCCGAGGACAUCCUGAGCAGCGUCAAUCGGGAGCUGUUCCUGACGCCGGUUGACGGCGGCAAGGAGUUCAAGUUCCCGAUGACCGGAGGAGGAGGUGGUGGUGGUGGUGGUGGCGGUCCCAACAGUAUUAGUGGCAGUGGAAGUCCCAGCAGUAGUGUAACGGCUGCCAGCGAUGGCGCUAGUGAGAUGUUACUGAUCAGUGAGCUAACGAAGAAGCUGAACGAAGGGCUGGACCUAAGGUCCAGCGGGGGAGGCUCGUCCGACAGUGGUUCGUCGGUGUUCUCCGACAGUGUGUUUGGGGAAGGUUCGUCCCCGCCGGGGACGGCCAACGCGGGGUCCGCGGAUCUGUUUGUGAAUUUCGACGCGAUUUCGCGAAACAACCUGUUCAGUGUGAAUAACAUCAGCAAAUUGAGCAAUCUGCUGUUCGAUGACGGCCUAACGGCACCCGGUCUAGUGAUAAAUAGUGGCCAACAUCUUAAUCAUAAUAAUAAUGUGCUCGUCGGCGGCGCUAACGGGACCGCCGCCACUGGUGUGAAUUACAUCCGGAACAAGAACGUCCAAAAUCCGCCACCGCCGACCUCCUCGGCGACACCAGCGACGACCCAGCAGCGUCCCCUGUUCAGCGAGCAUCAACCGUUCGUCUUCGUGCCGGACGCGGAUCAGCAGCAGCAGCAGCUCAACUGCUUCGAUAUGGUUUGGAGUAACGAUCGUAAACUACUUCCGGUCGAGGAAUAGAGGGGAGACCCUAGAGAACAAGUGCUUCAUCUCGUUAGGUUAGGCACAGGAACAGAGUUAGGCUCGCGAACUACGCUCGCGCAGACAAAUUAAAUUUAGAGAUCCUCUCUUCCCUGCUUUCCUGAAGAUCCCCGCUGGGUCGUGCCCUGCGGUAGCACCGCGAGAGAGAGACGAGCCGUAGCAAUCAGCAGAAUUAAUAAUCGACCUCUGUGUGUACGAAUCUUUCUUCCUUUGUUCUAUGCACGGAAAAAAUGUGUUCGGCAUAAUUGCGAAAAAUGCUGUCGAAAUCGUUAACAUUGUUUUCAGACCCUAAAGAAGACACUUUGCGAUGUAGAAACAAACUUUGAAUUUAAUUUUUAGUUUCGUUAGCACUCAUUUAUGGUUGCGCUGACAAGAUUUUUUUCCGUGUCGGUCCAUCCGUUUAUCUGGUUUUCAACAUGACUCGGAAAUUUGUUUAUGAAAAACUGUUCUAAAAUCUUUCAAAUGAUUAGAAUUUUAAGAAACCAACUAAAAAUUUAAUGUACAGUUUCGUUAGCACUUUCUUGCGAUUUCGCCGAACGGAUUUUUUCCGUGCCAGACCAUCCGUUUGCCUGUUUUUCAAGAUUUCUCGGGAAUUUGGCGCGUCGUGCGGCAUCUCUCUCUCUCUCGCGCGGCUCCUGGAACUCCCAGAAGCACUCCCAGAGCUCCCCCUAUUUCUACCCUUUCCUUCCCUACCACCUGUGUGUACAUAAAUGGAUCCAUAUUAGAACCCGUGGCCCAGUCCCAAUGACAGGUAGAGAAUAAGGUAUAGAGGUCACACGAAGCACACAUUUCCUUUUGGCUACCUUUUUACGUUUUUAUCUUUGCUCUCUCGGCUGGUUGGUUAUUAGAUAUCUCCCUCCCUGUGUGUCUUAUCUUCUUCCUCUUCCCGUGACGUAGCCGUAGAAGGUUCUGCCGUCCCGUUCCCGUGUGAAUCUCCACUUUUUGGCGCUCAAUAAAAUUUGCGCCGUAAUGAGAGGUAAUGAGGUUACUUGCAAUUUGGACGUCCUCCUCCUCCACUUCCUCGAGGAGGAGGUCACCGAGGACGUCGCCGGCCAAUCCAGGUGUUGGAGCCGACGCCGCACCAAAUCCAAUAAAAUUAAGUGCAUUUCCUGCUUCGGUGCCACCGCUGCGCGAUAACUUCCAGAUAUUGCGUCCAGCGAGAGAUACCACCAAUUAAUGGCAGAAUCUAAUAGGUUAUCACCUGCUCGAAUUCGGAGAAAUUCAACGCUCGUUGAUAUGCAACGGGUCCCCAAGUUCUUAUGACCACGCGCGCUUCCCCGAUUUGAAUGUUAAUCGCGUUACGCGGUUGUAAACAACCUGCGGCACGCGGUCAGCGGAAUUUUCCAAGACCGGGAAAGGCCGAGCCGAGAAGUGGGCCGAUGUAACGCCCUUUGUGAAAGGGCGCUGAAGGUCUGGAGGUGAUAAGGGGUUUGUUUUGAAUGGAUUUUAGGGCCCCGUUGAAUGUGUUCAAAAGUCGGGAACCACCGGGCUCGAACUUGUCGAAAAACAACUGUUUAGCGAUUCAGGUCGUGUGGGAAGGGUAAUAUUUUUCGGUGGGUAGACAAAUGACCAAAUUGACGAUCGUGGACGGUUUGUCUGAAUGGCUGUCCUAUCUGUGGCAUCAGGGAGGGCUCGAAGUUGUAAAUUUUUUUUACGAGGGGUCUUGCAAUGCGUUUUUGGCGUUUUUAUCCCAGUGUAACGCUUUGUAACGGUAUUUGAUUUUUAGUGGUAGAGGUCAGGUUCAGUGCACUGAAGCUCUAGCGAUGAUCAGUUUUUGUUUUUAGCAAAUUCUAGGGUCUUGUUGAUCGUGUGUUCAAAAGUGGACAUCUUGUCGAGUCCCUUUAGUGAUUUCCAAAUCUUUAAGUUGUAACAUAAAAGCAAAACAAAACUGCCUCUAUUUUCCUUUAAAAAAAACUCGUUUCUGCAUCUGUUUUGAACGAUUUUGCAACAUGUAACGCUUUGUAACGCUUGUCCAAACCAGCCAUAGUGAUCCCCCUUAGCUCACUGAAGUUCCACCAGCGAUUAUUUUCCGUUUUCAUAACCUUCAAAGUCCCCGUUGAUCGGUUGUUCAAAUCGGCAGGCCCCUCGCGCUUCGCACGCGCCCUCGCCCACUUUGCAUUCAGGUCGUGCGCUCGCCUUUUUUCGGUACUUUUUCGGCAGAGCGAACCCAAAUUGUGACGAUCCCCCCGCGACCCAUUGUGGCGAACUGCGUGUGUGUUGCGAGUCGGCUAGACCUAGACUUAACCAGGUUUAUGACGGUCGAGUGAUUUAUUCUUCCAUUCAAGCCAAAUUGGACGGCGCGCUGCAGGUAGUACGCACUUCACAUACGCACGUAACCUGCAUGCAUGGAGUUCUGGCGUGGCGUUCAGUUUUGAGCAAACAAAAAAACAUGACGGGGCGUUGCGAAACCCGGCAGAGUUGUAGACCAGCAGCAUUGUUGCGGUUGAUUGUUUGUUUGGGAGGCCGUUACAGCUACUGUGUGUUCGCGGGCACCUCGACGCCGUCGCCGACAGUGGGAAGGUACUGUUAGACGGAUAUGCAACCGCAAUUGUUUGGCGGCCGCUUCUGUGUGCAACACGGCCGUGUUGUAGUCGCUGCGCUUGCGGUAAUCACUCGAGGGUCAGUGGGAACUCGGCGUAAACAGGUGGCAAUUUGAUACCCCGAGAGACAGCGAGAAACGGUUUUGCGCAACUCGAUCUCACGAAGAAACUUAACGCCCCCGGAGGUGUCACUUGCACGGGUCUCCCGGCAAAACCUUGUUCAAAAUCUUGGAAAUCAGAUCGUUCCGAUAGCUGCAGGCCACCUGACCGCGCGCGCUCACGGUCGUGAUAAAUGAGACUGACAUCUCAAGGUGAUCAUUUGGGUUGUUCUGGAUUCGGGGCGAAAGCAUCGGACCCCGAGAAAUAGAUGUGGCUAAUAACUAAGGCCCCGCGCUUUGGAAAUCGGAAAGCAAUCUAUCUUGUCCACCGCUCGGUCGGUGAGGUACCGCGAGAUCGCAAAGAUUGAUUACAUACCGCAGGCUAGGAAACAAAAAGUUGACGCUUUGUGUCUCUCCUUGCGUGUUCGUCGCCGCUGCUAACAUGUUCAAAUUUAAUUCCUAGCCCGAAAAAACUAGUUUGUCUCUGAUUUCGAGGCGCUUCGCGGCGAAAGCUGUCAUUAAUCCAGAGUCAUGUUACUAAUUUGUAGGUCGGCGGUGCCGACACCGACCAGGGUGCAUUUUUGGAGCACGGAGACCGUUUACCAGAACAUUUGGACCUGUUUCGGGGUCAAAUUGGGUAGUGUAACGUUUUGUAACGAUAUGUAACGCUUUGAUUUUUCAUGCCAAAAUGAUGGAUGAAGAUCGUUGAAACAAAUUUUGCUGAAAACAAAAUUAAUCAACGCGUUUGUGACAAUUAAGCGCUAAGUAACGCCUCACGUCAGGUUGCAGCUGAGUCCUUUCGAUCUUUGAACACCCUUGAAGCUUCAAACGGAUUUUAAAAUGAUUCCACUUGCAGACAUAUACUUUCUGACUCAUCUGAACUGGUUUUGUGACCACUCGAAGCCUUGUAACGCUUUGUAACGUUUUGUAACGCUUGCAUUUCAAGCGGUCAAAAUGUUGGAAAAAGUCUCGCGAUGAACUUCCAGCAACUCUCAGUACGAAUUGACUCGUCUACGACAGUCCAGCGGCGCAAAACGCCUCACGUCAGGUCGCAGCUGUUUCCUUUCGCGAUGUCCUUCACGCGUCAGAACGGGCACUAAUGGGGGCCCAUUUACGGGAACGCUACGUUUGGCUUGUGUGGGACCUGUCCGCAAUUAAGGCAUCUAUCGACAGCUUUAAUCGAUUCCGAUCCGCUCAAUUAGACCGGCAGACAGACGUCGUCGACGACAACAACGUGCUCGGAAUAUCCAGCGCCGGCGAAAGAGUAAUUAGAGUUGUGCGCUGCACGGUAGCGCGCGCAGCUCUAGAUCUUCAGCGAGAUGCUUAAUUGCCAACUCUGGCGCGUCGCACGAGACGAUGCUCCAGAUAGAUCGAACAUCCACGUGGUUUCAAUGUCAAGGUGAGAGUGCGAAUCUAUUGACGCUCCCCAGUUG
Culex quinquefasciatus (southern house mosquito) is the source of this 6386-nucleotide messenger RNA. Its product is annotated as transcription activator MSS11. NCBI's taxonomy places the organism in Eukaryota, Metazoa, Arthropoda, Insecta, Diptera, Culicidae. The record is from RefSeq and is a predicted model, not a curated record. Bases 210 to 2294 code for a protein of 694 amino acids. The transcript has a single exon.